Molecule: messenger RNA, 432 nt
Organism: Saccharomyces mikatae IFO 1815
Lineage: Eukaryota; Fungi; Ascomycota; Saccharomycetes; Saccharomycetales; Saccharomycetaceae
Gene: GRX2
Product: dithiol glutaredoxin GRX2
Exons: 1
Coding region: 1-432 (143 amino acids)
Biological process (GO): cellular response to oxidative stress
Cellular component (GO): nucleus; cytoplasm
Molecular function (GO): glutathione disulfide oxidoreductase activity
Source: RefSeq, a predicted model, not a curated record
AUGGAGACUAAUUUUUCCUUUGACUCAAAUUUAAUUGUUAUUUUCAUUAUCACGUUGUUUGCCACAAAAAUUAUUGCUAAAAGGUUCUUAUCUUCUCCCAAAAUGGUAUCACAAGAAACAGUUUCCCACGUAAAGGAUCUGAUUGCUCAAAAAGACGUCUUCGUUGCUGCGAAAACAUACUGCCCUUACUGUAAAGCCACCUUGUCCACUCUAUUUCAAGAAUUGAACGUUCCUAAAUCUAAGGCUCUUGUUUUAGAAUUGGAUGAAAUGAGCAAUGGGUCAGAAAUCCAAGACGCCUUGGAAGAAAUCUCUGGUCAAAAAACUGUCCCCAACGUAUACAUUAAUGGCAAGCACAUUGGUGGUAACAGUGAUUUAGAAACUUUGAAGAAAAAUGGCAAAUUAGCAGAAAUAUUGAAACCGCUCUUUCAAUAG